Molecule: messenger RNA, 2988 nt
Organism: Priapulus caudatus
Lineage: Eukaryota; Metazoa; Priapulida; Priapulimorpha; Priapulimorphida; Priapulidae
Exons: 10
Coding region: 1-2988 (995 amino acids)
Molecular function (GO): GTPase activator activity
Source: RefSeq, a predicted model, not a curated record
AUGGUUUCGACGCUGUGCGAUGAAAGGCGGGGCCGCAGCACAUUCUACAUGUCAUCCAGCUUCGUCAAUAUGCAGAUGCCCGUCGUGCGGCGACGGCGGCGUGCCGGCCCCGAACGACCGCGCCUGCGCGCGGUGCGCACCUGCGUGCAGCGGCUCGCGGCCGCGGGCUUGCGCGGGCGCCCACGCGCACGUCGUCAUGAAAGUAUCCGGCCGGCCAGGUCGCGCUGCCGACGCCCCCGGAGCGCCGCGUCUCGUCGCCGCCGUACACCGGCGAGCGAAGAUGGCCUUCUGCGGCGUCUUGCCCGACGACGAACGCUCUCGUCGGCGUGGCACACGCUCGCCGCCGACGACGACGCACGAUGUGGGAAGUCGGAGCCUGCCACGUGUUUUCUCGACCCGCGGCUCGCGCGCGACCGAUCGCCGACGCGACGCGCGGCGCGCUGGAGCGUGCGCUGCAGCGGCGGCGCGGCGGGGGAGGCGUGCGCGGCUUUCCCUCGCUCGGCGAGUCCUAUCCUCCGCGCCAUCGCCACGCUCUACAGGCAGAACAGCGACGAGUCAACGGCAUCUCAUGUCUCGAGUCUCGAGUCGGAGUCUCGCGCACGCACGGAGGCGUCGACGGCAGCGGCAACGCAAUACGCGCAGAUGCGCUACACGUGGAGUGGAGCGUCGGUGAGCAGCAGAGCUAGCAGCGAGUCCGCCGCAGAGCCGAGCCCGCGGGAGGGGCCAGCCGAGACGACGGACGAGGCAGAGGAGGCGGGCGGCGCACGACAUCGAGUCGACCCCCACGACUCCGUCACCUCCGAGGUCGCUGCCGCCACGACUCACGCCGGAGGCAGAGACGCGCGCGGCGUGGAGUCUCGCGCACACCAGGUGGCGGCACCGCAGGACGACGGAUGCUCGCGCGCGUCUUGGUCCGCGUCCGCUUCACUUCCUGUGCCGGCCGUCGUCGCCCAGCCUGCCUGUCGUGAAUCCGCAAAGCCGGACGCACGAUCGAUCGCCGGCUUCGACGUGAGAAGUGUGAGCAAGAGCAUCAGGUCUACAGACAGCAGCGAUGCAUCGAUACACCUCGCAGCACUGCUACCUCCUUCGCCGCGGGCGCGGGGAACGGUCGCGCCGCGCCUCCAACAGGUGGCGCCGUUCCCGCGCUCGUUCCGGGCGGCGGCGGCGGCGGACGAACCGAACAGCGCGGAGAAUCUUCGUGCGAGCUUCCGCAAGCUCGCGGAGACGCGCAAACGCCAGAUGGUGCCACGCGCUCCGUCUCCCGUGAGAGCGGCGUCGGACGCCGGCGGGCCGCCAGCGAAGAUGCAGUCACUAGCGCGUGGCGCGCAAGACGGGCCGUUGCCGAUGGAAACGUGGAGCGUCGAGGGGGAGGUGAAAAUGGAGCUGACAGGAAAUGAGAGUAUGAGGGAGAGCUUCACGGACAAUGCAACCACCAUAGUUGGCAAGACAUCGGUGGAGACUGAUGGAACGAACGAUGCUGUAUUCUUACAUCCAGGACCUGUUAAGGUGGAGAGAGUGCACUCAUGGAGUCGUGGACGCUCCCUACACGGGGGACGCAAGCAGUCGAACGCCAACCGCUCCCACGAGUCGCUGGCCGCUCUCAAGUACCACCUGGACGUGCCCGGCCGCGGCUGGACGACCGGCAGUGGACAGAACCUGAGCGAGUUGACGGACGCGGCGCCCGGCGACGUGGGCGUGCGCACUCACGGACGCGUCGCGGGUUCGGCCGUCUGCUUCGAGCGUCUGCUGGAGGACCCCAGCGGCCAGCAGGUGUUCACUGAUUUCCUCAAAAAACAGUUCAGCGUGGAGAACAUUGUUUUUUGGAACACUGUUAAGGAUUUCAAGAAAACCGGCGAUUCUAAUACGCUGAAUGUGUCUGACUACACUGAGACGCAUCAUGGUGACACUGUCUCACUGGAGGUAAAGGUUCCUGUGCCUGCUUACAAUGAGACGGUUAAGGGUGGCAAUGUUCUCUUGAUGACCUCUACCCCCGUGCCUGCCCGCAUAAACACGGGAUGUGUUGGAAAUGUCUCAUUGUCUCAGAUGCAUGUACCUGACUAUACCGAGACGGAAUGUAUUGGAAAUGUGUCAUUGCAUCGAAUGGAUGUGCUCGAACACACUGAGACGGGGUGUGUUGGAAAUGUCUCAUUGUCUCAGAUACAUAUACCUGACUGUACUGAGACGGUUCAUGGUGGCAGUGACUCAAUGACCUCUAGUCCUCUGUCUUCCUAUACCGAGACAGAUUCUACUGGAAAUGUCUCACUGGAAGAGGGGAGCGUGUCUGACAUCAGUGUCUCACUAGAACAGAGCGGUGUAUCUGACAUCAGUGCCUCACUAGAACAGGCAAAUGUUUCUGACUCAGACUUUAAUGAGACAGUUUAUGCCGGCAAUGUCUCACUGAAACAGAUAGGUGUACCUUACUUCAAUGUCUCACUAGAACAGGCAAAUGUUUCUGACUCAGACUUUAAUGAGACAGUUUAUGCCGGCAAUGUCUCACUGGAACAGAUAGGUGUAUCUGACUUUAAUGAGACAGUUUAUGCCGGCAAUGUCUCACUGGAACAGAUAGGUGUAUCUGACUUUAAUGAGACAGUUUAUGCCGGCAAUGUCUCACUGGACAAGAAAAACAAGGAAGAAGACGAUAGAAGAAGAAGCUUGCUUCCCUGGCAUAAAGUGACGAAGAAGAACAUUAAGCGUACAGAGAGCGAUCAGUUCAGCCUGCGUAGCAGUCGGUCGAGUCUGGAGGGAGCGGUCGGCGGCUGGGGCAGCGUGGGCGGCGGGGCGGUGAGGCAGCGGUCGCUAGCGAGCUGCGCGGACCUGCACACCAUGGAGAAAUCCGCCAGCGUUGCCAGCAUCGCAUCGUUUACGUCCCGAGAGUCUCUGACGUCGCUAGGCAGGUUAUCGAACACCGGAGACCUCGGCGUGAGGCUGUGCAGAAUCCGACUUCCUAACGGCAGUACUAGCGUCAUGCCGGCCAAUCCUGGUGCGUGA